Messenger RNA from Aspergillus calidoustus, 1245 nucleotides. Lineage: Eukaryota; Fungi; Ascomycota; Eurotiomycetes; Eurotiales; Aspergillaceae. The record is from the annotation of a GenBank genome assembly.
GCUCGACACGUUGCAGUAAACAAGGCCCUGGAGCGUUUAUUGUGUAUCCUAAACCCGUGGACAAUGUCUGGAACCCCGCUGGCGAGAAGCGACUUUACAGCGACACGCCAUUCCACCACCUACGACUACAUCUCCCCGCUGAAGCUGAACCUAGCCGGCAAACAUGUCCUUAUCACCGGCGCCGCCUGGGAAAACGGAGUCGGAUAUGCCGCCGCUACAGCAUUUGCACGCGCAGGGGCCUCCGCGAUAGCAAUCGCCGAUUUACAGGGUAUCCCGCCCGAUCUCGUCGCCAAGCUUAAGACUGUCGCAACUCAAGCCGGCCGCCCUGAACCGACCGUAUUGAGCUGCAUUGUUGACAUCUCAAACCGGGAAAGCGUGCAGGCAUUUCACGGUACUGUAGAACAGGUGUUCGGUGGACGACUAGAUAUCCUCGUGAACAACGCGGCACACAUGGAGCCACCAAGCAAGUUCCUCGAUUCCGAUCCGGAUGUGUACUGGCGGACGUGGGAGGUGAAUCUCCGCGGUCUGUUCAACAUGGCGCGUAGUUUUCUCCCCAUGCAGCUUGCGACGCGGGCCAAAUCCGAUGGGUCGUGCAUCAUGACAAAUGUCGCUUCCUCCGGUGCAUUAAGCGUUCGACCCGGAGGCGGAAGCUAUCGGAGCUCAAAGCUGGCAGUAUUGCGGUGGACCGAGUCCCUGCAGGUCGAGUACGGUGAUCAAGGGCUUUUGGCAUUUUGUGUCAACCCUGGUGCGAUCAAGACGAAGAUUUCCGAGGGUCUGCUACCGGAGGCAGUGCGGGAUAGGUUUCCGGAUUCUCCGGAUGUCGCUGGUGAUACGAUUGCUUGGCUGGCUGCUGAGCGGAGGGAGUGGUUGGGUGGGAGGUAUAUCAGUUGCCCGUGGGAUAUGGAGGAGCUUAUGGAGAGGAAGGAUGAGAUUGUUGGGGGCGAUAAGUUGAAGCUUUGGAUGGUAUUUUGAGCCCUCCAUUGACUGGACUAGAUCUAGAAUAGCCAGAGGUCAAUAUCUGUUUUUUAAGGUUAUAGAGUUAUAUAUUCCGGGGCUCGUCUUAUAUUCCAGAAAUCUGACUGCUCGAUCUACCGAGGGUCUUUUCAGAAUCAUACCUUGGUAGGUGGGGAGUCCGUCCACAUAGCGAUACUAUACUCCAUCAAUGAGCCACAGGACUGCAGAGCUUCCUAGCCAAGUAUUUCUUUCCAAUGGUAUUCGCCGAAAGCGUGACUGCGAAGAUUGAGC